AUGUGCCCGCUUGAGUACAAAGUGCAGGACGGCAUCGCGGAAGUGGACGCGGUGGUGGACUGCCUUUUGCAACACCAGGUGGCCAAAAUCGAGCAGACGAUUUCUCAGAAGGCAGCGCUUUUUGAGCCAAGACGGGCAGCGAGCACCCAGAAGAUGGAUUUUGUCCUCAAGCCGAAGGUGCCAGGCGCCACGUGGACAUUGUGGCAAGAGGUCUUUGCCAUUUUGGACCCCAGAAACACCGGCUGGAUCACCAACCCUGCGUUGCAGUCAACCAGAUUGAUCUGUCCGGAGGUCUGCAACUAUAUGUGCGAGCUGCUGUGUGGCGCGGCCAGCGUGGCGGUGCGUCAGCAGGAGGCGCCCAGCGACGGCUUCUCCAAGGAGGACUUUCUCCGAAAGAUGUUGGAGGUGACGAAUCUGAGACACCCGGAUUCUUAG
Molecule: messenger RNA, 435 nt
Organism: Effrenium voratum
Lineage: Eukaryota; Dinophyceae; Suessiales; Symbiodiniaceae
Source: the annotation of a GenBank genome assembly